AUUGCAAUUUUGCAAUAUUUAUUUUUAUGAAUAAUAGAGAAGAAGAGAAACAGACCCAAUAAAUAGAUGAUACGUAAAUAUGUAAUUUAAGUAAGAGCAAAUAAUAAUGAUGAGGAGUUGAGAAAAUAAUAUUUAUAGGAAUUGUAAAAACGAGUAAAAGAAUCAAGAAAACAACCAGAUUGCUUUGAAUGUUGUUUUGCAUAUUGGUUGUUUGUUUUUUUAGGAUUUGUCUUUAGAUAACUAUUCUAAAAGAAAAUUGAUGAAACACCUGAUAAUUGUGAUUUCAUUGGAUCAAUAAUUUCAAUUCUGUUAUUUUUGUUUUCAAUCUCUGCUUGUUGUAGAUGUAUUGAUUGUUGCUGCAUUUUAAUAACUUGCAAGAAUACUAGCUGUUUUCAUUUAUCAUUACAAUUUCACGAUCUUAACAACGUUAUCAAUUAUUAAACAUGUAAAUGGAGCUUGAUUAUUUUGACAAUUAUCUGGUUAUUAAAUUAUAGCUGCAUAGUGUUUUGGCCUAUGUUUAUAUUCCUAUUGAUAACAUGGAUAUUGAUAUUAGUAUGGAAGGCAAUGGAAAAUGAAUGAUAGAUUUAUUGAAUAAUAAUUUUAAAACCCAAAAGAA
This is a messenger RNA of Paramecium sonneborni, 616 nucleotides long. NCBI's taxonomy places the organism in Eukaryota, Ciliophora, Oligohymenophorea, Peniculida, Parameciidae. The record is from the annotation of a GenBank genome assembly.